Messenger RNA from Bathycoccus prasinos, 870 nucleotides. RefSeq lists its product with no specific name. Lineage: Eukaryota; Viridiplantae; Chlorophyta; Mamiellophyceae; Mamiellales; Bathycoccaceae. The transcript has a single exon. Gene Ontology annotation, molecular function: protein binding. The record is from RefSeq and is a predicted model, not a curated record. Bases 1 to 870 code for a protein of 289 amino acids.
AUGACGUCGGGAGAAAAAGGCGUCGCGAUGACGAGAUUAAGGAAGAGGAAGGUUGGUCAGAGAGAUUCUUUGUUGUGGGAUUUGAUCGUGGAUAACGACGAUAUUUGUUUCAAACACAUUCUUCCGAGAUUGAAUUCGAAUGAUGUGAAAUUCUUUUACGAGGUGAAUGGAGAGACGAGAGCGUUGGUGAAGAGAUCAACUCGCAAGGGGGAGUUGGAAAAGGGGUUUAAAGUGAGCGAGAUGUCGUCGAUAUUGACUUUGGAAGUAGCGUGGGAGCAUAAAUCGUUGUGGCCGAGUCGGUGGGACGAAACAAAUUUCUGCUGGAGAGUUGCUUACACGAAUAAACUCGAGUUGCUCAAGUGGGCGAUAGAGGAGAAAAAUUGUAAGUGGGAUGCAUUGACGAUUAAUGCGGCCGCAAUGCAAGGUAAUAUGGAAAUGGUCAAGUAUUGCGUUGCAAAGAAGUGUCCUGGCAAUGAGAUUGCGUGUGCAUGUGCUGCCGAAAACGGUCAUCUCGAGUGCCUCAAAUACUUACGCGAAGAAGUCAAAGCGCCUUGGGGUUCAGAAACUGCCUAUUUGGCGGCUUUAAAUGGUCAUCUUCACAUACUCGAAUAUCUUGUGGAGCGUAAGUUUGAUGAAUAUACCGAAGAUGCGUGUGAAAAUGCGGCCAUGAACGGCCAAUUAGACUGUUUGAAGUACUUGCACGAAACCGCCAAAGCGCCGUGGGACUCUGAGGCCGUUCGAAGAGCGCACGAGAGCAACCAAACCGAAUGUUUACAAUACCUCCUCGACAAUAACUGUCCUCUACCAGAAGGCUGGUCUUACGAAGAUGGAGAGUUACACAGCGUGGAAUCAGAAUCAGAAUCAGAAUAA